AUGCUCUGGAAACUGACUCUGGCCGUGGUGGUGGUGUGUGUCGGCGGUAUAUGCAGCAGCGUAAGGGCAGACAUCAUGAGCAAACUGAUCAUGCCGAGGGACUACGGCGUCAAACUGUGUGGGAGAGAGUUCAUCAGAGCCGUCAUUUUCACCUGUGGAGGCUCCCGGUGGAGAAGGUCUACAGACGCCGACUUAGACCUCUUCCAGUCGAGUUCCUUCAGUGAUGUUCCAGCUGAGGAUACCCAGCAGACCUUUCAACACAGCGCAGAGCUCUCAGACAGCCGUUACCCUCUCCGUAUCCCCUCGUCGUCCUCCCUGUCAGACCUGUUGGCCAUUUACGGGGCCUACGGAGACCUGCAGCAGGUUCUGAGCGAGCCGGUGUCCCUGGACAACACCCAGCAGUCACCGGCCCAAGACAACCGGCCCGUACCCAGCAAGAAGAAACGGAACUUUUCACUGGGUGUGGCGGGGAUGUGCUGCAGCCAGGGAUGCACCAAACAUGACAUCGGACGAUUGUGUUGAGGAGGAGGAGAAAAUGAACGUCUGGUGGCAGACAGUGACAUACUGUAAAGGUGAUGUGAUGGGCAGGAAAACUGUAGGACGGAGGAGAGUUCACAUCUGUAUAGUCAUGUAUAGUCACAACAAUCUGAAAUAACCCAUCACAUCACUCCAUCUUUAUGUCUUUUUGUGAUUUUCUUUAUUCCCACUAGAGAAUUCUGUAUGUUUAAAGCUUUCUUGGAAAUAAAUUUUAAAUAACCUGAAAUGUUGAGCAUUGGUGCAAAAUGUAUAAAAACAAUCAAGUUUCUUUCUACAAACACUUGUUUAUUUAGGACAUUUUAGGACCAAUAAAGUGCAUCCAUA
Sphaeramia orbicularis (orbiculate cardinalfish) is the source of this 861-nucleotide messenger RNA. It is a transcript of the gene rln1, whose product is annotated as relaxin 1. The coding region runs from base 1 to 522 and encodes 173 amino acids. The record is from RefSeq and is a predicted model, not a curated record. NCBI's taxonomy places the organism in Eukaryota, Metazoa, Chordata, Actinopteri, Kurtiformes, Apogonidae. Gene Ontology annotation, molecular function: G protein-coupled receptor binding; hormone activity. The transcript has 2 exons. Gene Ontology annotation, cellular component: extracellular region.